AUGGAUUUACUAUCCAAUAGGUGGUGGCUGGCACUCCUUGCAGUUGCUGUGGUGUACCAUAUUGUCAGAGUCAUCUCGAAGCGUCGGCGCAUGAAAGGGGCGAAACCACCACCGGGUCCCAGAGGAUGGCCCAUUGUCGGUAAUGCUCCUGAGCUGGCAGCCGCCAAGGGUGCAAACACAGCCGUCUUCCGGAAGUGGGCAAAGGAGCAUGGUCCCAUCGUUCAGUUCACCGUCGGCAAUGAGAAACAAGUGAUUCUAUCUGAUGACAAGGUGGCACGCGACCUCUACAUAAAGAGAUCGGGCAAGUAUUCGGAUCGCCACGCGCCCCACGCCGUCACAACAGCCACAAUGGGCCAGAACCCUGCUCUGAGACCACUGAAAGAGGAUGGAUGCCGCCGUGAGAGAAAUUUCAUGCAGAGCGCCGUUUCCAUCGCCGCCAAUCAGAAGUACAGAGAUUUGAUGGAUGAUGAAGCAACUCUUACCCUUCAUCAGCUGCUCCAGUCACCCACGCCGACGCCGUCAGACGACAUAUUUGUUCGAUAUGGCUACUCCGUUCUUACCAGCUCACUUAUGGGGUUUUCAGUCGGCUCAGUCUCUGAUUCAUAUGUCCGUGAGUUUGAGCAAUUUAGGGACAGAUUUGUCGAUGGCUUCCGCAUUGAUAUUUUCCCAAGCAAUACUUUUCCUAUCUUGGGGAAAUUGCCUUCCUGGUUACACCCUAGUUUAGCAGAGAUCGAGACCCUCCGAAAGUCGUACGUGGAGCAGAUGAUAUCAGUGAGACGCAGAAUUCAAAACACAACGAGGGAAUCCAUAUACAAACACUUUCUCACAAACCGGGAUGAGUACACUAUCACGGACGAAGAGGUGGUCUACACAUAUCAAGCGAUGGUUGGUGCCGGCAUACAUAAUCCUCAUGACUCAUUGGUUACAACCAUGUAUUUGUUGUCAAAGCAUCCCGAGUGGCAAACGAAACUACAGCACGAGAUUGACAGCGUUGUUGGUGAUUCGAAUAGAAUGCCAGCAUUUGAGGAUCUUCCCAACCUUCCUACACUUAGGGCAAUCGUCAAAGACGGGAUUCGUUGCCGAGGCUGCGUGAGGGAAGCAGGAAUUCCUCGUCGUCUCGAAGAGGACGAUAUCUACGAAGGAUACUUCUUUGAGAAGGGUACCGUGUUCCACACAAACUUUUCGCAGGUUCUAGUGGAUAAAGAAAUAUAUCCGGACGGAGGUGGUUUCAAUCCUGCACGCUAUCUGGAUCCCUCGUACCCGACAUACAAGGAGCCUCUGACUGUGCACCCCAACACGCAGAACUUCGCUGCCUUUGGCUAUGGUAGGCGCGCUUGUCCCGGUGACGACUUCGGUGUGCGCGUGGUAACGAUUAUGCUCGCUAAGCUGGCAUGGGCCGCCAAUAUUCUGCCACCAUUAGAUGAAGGCCGAGAGGAGGAUGAAGACAGGAAAAUAUAUACCGAAUACAAGAAGUACAGGAUUGAGGCCAGGAACCCCGAGCGAGUCAAGCUUGCCCAAACGGCCGCGGAGUCACUUAGCCUUGUAACAGAGCAUGGUGUGGAAUUGCAGCGUGUACCAAAUGUGGUCUAA
This is a messenger RNA of Truncatella angustata, 1590 nucleotides long. Its product is annotated as putative cytochrome P450 oxidoreductase. Lineage: Eukaryota; Fungi; Ascomycota; Sordariomycetes; Amphisphaeriales; Sporocadaceae. Bases 1 to 1590 code for a protein of 529 amino acids. The transcript has 4 exons. Gene Ontology annotation, molecular function: monooxygenase activity; heme binding; iron ion binding. The record is from RefSeq and is a predicted model, not a curated record.